AUGUCAAUUUUAAUCAAAAACGGCGCUAUUGUCAACGAUGAUUUUAUGCAAAAUGCCGACGUUCUGGUGAAGGAUGGCAAGAUAAUCAAAAUUGGCGAGAAUAUCAAUGUGGAGGGAGAGGUGGAGAUUGUGGACGCUACUGAUCGUUAUGUGAUUCCUGGAGGAAUUGAUCCUCACACUCAUAUGCAAUUGCCAUUUAUGGGAGAGAUCGCCAAAGACGAUUUCCAUCGAGGUACUGAAGCCGCGGUUGCUGGUGGCACCACAAUGAUUAUUGAUUUCGUCAUUCCCAACAAGGGCGAAUCGCUACUCGCCGCCUACGAUCGCUGGAGAAAAUGGGCCGAUCCGAAGGUGGUUUGCGAUUACGGCCUCUCGAUGGCGAUCACCACGUGGAAUUCGGAAAUUGCCGCCGAAAUGCGAACCGUGACCGCACCCGAGUACGGCAUCAACUCGUUCAAAUUCUUUCUCGCCUACGCCGGCAUGUUUAUGGUGCGCGACGAGGAGUUCUAUCAAGGAAUGCUUCAAUGCGCGAAGCUUCGCGCGUUGGCGCGAGUGCACGCCGAAAACGGGGCGGUGAUCAAAGAGCGAAGCGAAAGCCUACUGGCGCAGGGUGUGACCGGACCCGAAGGCCAUACGCAGAGUCGACCCGAAGAAUUGGAAGCCGAGGCGACGUUUCGAGCGUGCACAAUGGCUGCGCAAGCCAACUGCCCACUGUACAUAGUGCACGUGAUGUCGAAAGGAGCUGCUGACGCGAUUGCGCAUCACCGAAAGCAAGGAUACGUUGUGUUUGGCGAGCCGAUCGCCGCCGGUUUGGGAACCGAUGGCUCGCAUUACUAUCAUGAGGAUUGGCUUCAUGCGGCGCGUUACGUCAUGUCGCCACCAUUAUCGCGGGACCCGACAACUCCAAGCACGUUGAUGAAGCUCUUGGCUGCCGGCGAACUUCAUCUGACGGCCACCGACAAUUGCACAUUCGACUGUAAACAGAAGGCGCUUGGAAAGGACGAUUUCACGAAGAUUCCGAACGGCGUGAACGGCGUCGAAGACCGAAUGUCGGUCGUCUGGGAGAAGGGCGUGCACAGCGGUCUCAUCGACCCAAUGAAGUUCGUCUCGGUGACGAGCACGAUGGCCGCGAAAAUCUUCAAUUGCUAUCCGCGAAAGGGGCGAAUCGCUGUCGGCUCGGACGCCGAUAUCGUCAUUUGGAACGCGAACAGCACUCGAGUGAUCUCUAAAGACACCCAUCAUCAUGCUGUCGACUUCAAUAUUUUCGAGGGAAUGAAAGUUCACGGUGUUCCCGAGAUCACAAUUGCCGGCGGUCGGAUCGUUUGGCGCGAUGGCAAAUUGUUGACGACGCCGGGAGCCGGAAAGUUCAUCGCAUUGAAGCCGGAUUCUCAAAUUGUGUUUGCUUCGAUUGACAAUAAAGCCAAGUCUUCGGCUCCAAUCAAAAUCAACCGGGCUCCUUAUAAUCCAGAAGAGCGCGCUCAAACCGGACGAGACGCGGCUCAUCCGGCAGCCGCGGCGGCUUCAAGAAAUCCGCCAGGCGGAAAGAGUAGCAUUGAAUUUUGA
Messenger RNA from Caenorhabditis bovis, 1560 nucleotides. The record is from the annotation of a GenBank genome assembly. NCBI's taxonomy places the organism in Eukaryota, Metazoa, Nematoda, Chromadorea, Rhabditida, Rhabditidae.